Messenger RNA from Nymphaea colorata (pocket water lily), 888 nucleotides. RefSeq names its product ferredoxin-thioredoxin reductase, variable chain, chloroplastic-like. The transcript has a single exon. Gene Ontology annotation, biological process: photosynthesis. The record is from RefSeq and is a predicted model, not a curated record. Bases 66 to 656 code for a protein of 196 amino acids. NCBI's taxonomy places the organism in Eukaryota, Viridiplantae, Streptophyta, Magnoliopsida, Nymphaeales, Nymphaeaceae.
CCCGUUUCUCGCAACCCACACAAAGCUAAUCGGAAGUGGGGAAGAGACCUCCCCUUUUCCGUUCGAUGUGCCAUCGGCCGCUGGGGCCAAAACGGGUGAAAAUUUUUCUUUCUAACGUGUUCAAUUGGCCGAGGCCGAAGCCAAGCGAGAGAGAGAGAGAGGCAAUGUAUCCGACCGUCUCUUGCUGCUGUCAAUCGCUGCUACCGCCGCCCACGCUUAACAGCUUUUCUCACUCGUAUUCCUCGUGGAGUGCAGCAGCACCACGCCUCCAUGACAUUCCAGCCACCGCCACCUCUACCAGCAGACGGUCCUCUAGGGCGGGGAGAGGCGCGAUGGGGGUGGUCUGUGAGGUGAAUCUGAAGCAGGAUCUUUCUGCCACCCUGGGUGAGGGUCAGGAUGACAAAGGUGGGGCUACCAAGAUCGGAGCCAGGGUGCGAGUCAAGGUCCCUCUCAAGGUUUAUCACGUUCCGAAGGUUGCAGAGCUCGAUCUUAAUGGAAUGGAAGGGGAGGUCAAGGAUAACGUGUCCAUCUGGAAAGGCAAGCAUAUCUCUGCUAAUCUACCCUAUAAGGUCCAGUUUGCUGCUCAAGUUGGUGGCCGCAACAUCAAAUUCUUCGCCCAUCUGAGAGAGGAUGAAUUUGAAUACAUCCAACAAUAACAAAAAUCAGGUACGCUGCUGUGGUAGGAAAGUCCUGCUCCUACGGGAAUCCCUCGGUGCCGCUUUUGCUUGGGUUUUCUCUGUUUUCCCUCUACCCUUGGAUGUGGAUUCUGUAAUCAACGAAGAAGAAAAGAAAGAAGCAUUUUACUGUUGUUUCAUAUUUAUUGUUGUUGGAAAUAAUCAUGUAACAGACAGCGAUACUAAAGUAAGCUUUUCUGUUUUCUGGUUUUCA